AUGCCACGCCGCAACCCCCGGCGCGCUCGAGGCCGACAGCCCGAACAGUCAAAACAGGAUGAUACCGAUGCGCGCGUAUUAGUCACUGGGGAUACGUGGCGGCCCGGUAGGGCGUCCACCGCUCAAUACGAAAACGGAUACUAUGCGCAGCAUGAGAGCUUCGCCUGGAGGGAUAGGGAUAGCUGGAGACCUGGGAUGAAUGCGUCUACUCCACCAGGGAAUCAGGGCUCGACCGCGGGUGGCUUUGGCCCGUAUUCGCAACCCGCUCCAUACUGGCAAACUGGAAUGCCACUGCACAAUCAGCGCCAGGAACAACGAUUCCAGGCGAGUGGACAGCGUCAACACACAUAUUAUCCUCCUGCCUACGCACCUGGUCCUUUUCCGUCCAUUUCACCGGCGUGGACCGGUUCCCCCUCUCCCCUCUUAAUCAUUCUCGAUAUGAACGGCACUCUGAUCCAUCGUAAACGGCGUUCGGCGAUAUCAUUCGUCCGACGGCCGGGUCUUGACGGUUUUCUGAACCACAUCUUCGACCGAUACACGGUCAUGAUCUGGACGAGCUCGAAAGCGACGACUGUGAGGGAGGUAUUGAAGCGCCUUGUUCCCUCCAAUAUGCAAUCCAGAUUUGCUACGAUUUGGGCUCGAGACAAAUUAGAUCUCACGAAAGAACAGUACAAUGAGAAAGUGCAGGUCUAUAAACGGCUGGAUAAAAUCUGGAACGAUACAUUUCUACGCUCGCGGUAUCCCAAAUCCAAGGCUGGCGGGCCUGCUGAAAAUCACGGCUGGGAUCAUACCAAUACCAUCUUGAUCGACGAUAGCAGGAUAAAGGCCGCGGGUCAGCCGUAUAACAUCAUCGAAAUCCCCGAAUUCACCAACGACGCAUCCGUCGACGAAGAGAGAAACAUGAAAAUCGUCAUGCGGCAGCUUCGAAUCCUCUCCCGCCAGCAAGACGCUAGCAGGAAAAUCCGCCAAUGGAACGAGAUGAUGAAAACCGCAGAUCCGGCGCUUUCGACCACCGAGUUCUGGGAGGCGGAGCUGAGCCGGGACGAAGAACGGCUGGGAUUGGAGCCUGAUGUCACUUCUGGGGUUAGAAAGAGGAGGAGAAGCAAAAAAGGGGCAAGGCGUCUGGAGGCGGAUGUUGAGCAGGAAAUCGAAGAGACCCAAUCAGCUCUGGACGCAAGGGUCCAUAUCACGGAGGAUUCCCAGCUGGAAGAUCAAUGUAGCGAUGUCACGGACGACGAGCCCGAGAUAUCAGUGCCCAAGGACAUUAUCGAACAGGAUCCUGCUAUCUCCACCACACCCAGCGUCCCGCGAUAG
Molecule: messenger RNA, 1314 nt
Organism: Uncinocarpus reesii 1704
Lineage: Eukaryota; Fungi; Ascomycota; Eurotiomycetes; Onygenales; Onygenaceae
Exons: 2
Coding region: 1-1314 (437 amino acids)
Molecular function (GO): phosphoprotein phosphatase activity
Source: RefSeq, a predicted model, not a curated record